Molecule: messenger RNA, 1556 nt
Organism: Anguilla anguilla (European eel)
Lineage: Eukaryota; Metazoa; Chordata; Actinopteri; Anguilliformes; Anguillidae
Product: histamine N-methyltransferase-like
Exons: 7
Coding region: 206-1087 (293 amino acids)
Molecular function (GO): N-methyltransferase activity
Source: RefSeq, a predicted model, not a curated record
AAAGGUCAUCCUCUGAAUAAUAAACAGGGCUUAGCUUCUUUAAAAAGAGCUGCUUUCUUAUGAAUGAGUUCAAAGUACAACAGGAGGGGUAAUGAUUUCUUACACAAAACAUUGGCACAUCUUUCCCAUGUCCUCGCAGUGCAGCAGUUUGCCUAAUUAUCAAAGUAUCAAUUGAAGCCCGGAAAACCAGUGAAAGACAUUAGCAAUGGCAUCUCCUUUUAAGAGUCUGAUGGAUGAUGACAGAAGGUACCUGAAAUCCUUCCAGUUGUUCCGAGAGCGCUCUUCUGAACAGCAGUGCAUGCAGAACUUCAUCCGACGGAUUCUCCCUGAUAUCCUGGCCAGUAUUGGAAAUGGAAACGGCUGCCUCAAUGUCAUGGGGGUGGGCAGUGGAUCAGGUGAUCUUGACCUGGAGAUGUUUUCGCAACUGCGUUUAAAGCACCCAGGAGUGAGUGUACACAGCGAGGUGGUGGAACCUAGCAGUGAGAUGCUGGAGAACUAUAAGGAUUUGGUGGCAAAGACACCAGACCUUGAGAACGUGAAGUUCAGCUGGAAUAAGAUGACUGCCUCGGAAUUUGAAAAGCACUGGAGAGAAAAGAACUUCACGAAAAAGAUGGACUUCAUUCACAUGAUCCAGAUGCUGUAUUACAUCGCUGAUCCUGGUGCUGCGGUCUCAUUUUUCCGGAGCCUUCUCAACAAAAAUGGGAAGCUCCUGAUCAUAUUGGUCUCUGGGAAGAGUGCUUGGGAAAAACUGUGGAAUUAUAAAGCUAAGAUGUACGAAAAUACUGUCAGUUACUCUGUGACCACAAGGGACAUCAAGAGCUACCUCGAUGCCAUGGGCAUCAAAAGCACUUACUACGAGCUGCCUUCUCAAAUGGACAUCACCGAGUGCUUCCAGGAAGGCAACGAGAAGGGAGAACUGUUGCUUGAUUUUCUGACGGAGGUGUCAGACUUCAGUAAAACCGCUCCGCCUCAUCUGAGGUCAGGUCUGCUGGAACUACUGCGCCACCCUGACUGCAGCACUGAGGUGGACGGAAGGGUAAUAUUUAACAACAGUCUGGGUGUUUUAGUUCUCGAGCCUGACCACUGAUUACAGCAUCAUUAGGAAAUAAAACCAAGGGAAAGUGUUUGGUUGGACAUUCCAAGCAUUUAUGAAUCAGCUUUACUAAGGGUUGCAGGCAUGAGGUUAUGUCGGGAAGCUGUGUGUGUUACAGUAGAUACACUGGUCCCAUGGUGUUAGGACGUUAGGAUUGUCCGGAUUGUAUACAGUUACAGAUAACACAUCCAUUAGAGCUUUUCUGUUUGAGUUAAUUUUUUAAAUCUUAGGAGUUAUAAAAAUGUUAAAGGUAUGGGAUAUUGUGUUUCCUUCCAUUGGCUUCUGCCAGGGAAGGUGGAGUUUUCUGUGUACUUGUUUUGGUGCUGUCCUAUUGCAGACUUAUUCUGGUUACAAGUGCAAGAAACCAUGGCUGCUGUAUAUUCACUAUCAUCAUUGUCAUGUAGGGAGAUCUGAUAUGCUCACUGAUUAAUAAACAUAUACUUUUGUCUGAUUAAAGUUUUAA